UAUUGGUCCGAAAAAAACAAAUGUCGCCAUCACACGCCAAGCGCGGAAGCCGAUUACUCGGCAUCACUUGCUUAAGCAUCAUCGCAUCACCUUAUAUCUACAACUAUUGCAAGCAAGCAUACUGGACGCGUCGCUAUAAGAAACUCAACAUGGACGAAAUUAUCUCAGACAGGUUUACGUGGCUACACCACUGUAUGUUGCGUGAUGAAAUUGAACGCACGAUUAUAAAGCAGGAGCAGGCUCGUAUUAAGGAAACGGCUGCAUGAACUACUGUUAGGAAU
Babesia bovis T2Bo is the source of this 281-nucleotide messenger RNA. RefSeq names its product putative integral membrane protein. The coding region runs from base 21 to 266 and encodes 81 amino acids. The record is from RefSeq and is a predicted model, not a curated record. NCBI's taxonomy places the organism in Eukaryota, Apicomplexa, Aconoidasida, Piroplasmida, Babesiidae. The transcript has 3 exons.